Molecule: messenger RNA, 884 nt
Organism: Arachis ipaensis
Lineage: Eukaryota; Viridiplantae; Streptophyta; Magnoliopsida; Fabales; Fabaceae
Source: RefSeq, a predicted model, not a curated record
ACCAAUAACAAUGGCGAGUGCGAGAUCCUUGUUUGUUUUUCUCGCUCUACUCUCCUUAUUAUUGUUGCACCAUCACCUCACUGUCUCAGCAGAGUCUCCGCCGUCUCCGUCACCGGAAUCGCCAGCUGACUCGCCCGCAAGCUCACCGGUAAAGUCAUCCUCAUCUCCAUCUCCAUCUCCAUCUCCUUCACUUUCUCCUUCUGUUUUGGCUUUUGCUCCUGGCGUUGGCGCUCCAAACUCUGCUCCGGCCAGUUCGCCAGACGCUUCAUCGCCGCCGGAGCCUUAUUCGGAAACUCAGAGUCCUGAUUUUUCGCCGGAGAGCUCUCCAUUUACAUCUCCAUCUCCUUCACCAGCGGAUGGAAGCUCACUAAGCCGCGCCGGUUUGGACCCCGAGGAUGAGACCGCAACUGCAUCCGGAGAAGGAGGAAUGAGCGGCGGCAAGAAGGCCGGGAUAGUGAUCGGAGUUAUCGUUGCCGCCGCCGUGGUUGCACUGGCAGGGAUGGUGUACAAGAAGCGGCAGGAGAAUAUACGGCGCUCUCAGUACGGAUCCGCUGCCAGAGGAGGGCUUCUGUAAUAUACGUAGUAGGUUUAUACGUACAACUACGUUAACAUGUAACACACGUUUGUUUUUGCUAUUAUACCAUAGAUUCAAUAUUUUUCUAGCUGCUAGAUUCAUUAUUCAUUCCAUUAUUAUUGGUUGUGGCGGAUACUAUGUUGAUUCCAUUUGAUUCUUUAUUUUGUUGGUCAUCAUGUGAUGAUUGAAACAUCUUUCUUCCAUUUUUAAGAGUAUCAUCAUCAUUUUGCAGAUCUUCUUAUUUGCUAGCUGUAAUAGUGAUAAUAAAUAAAGGUUGUGGGGAAUUUAUAUUAUUUUACUUCACUUCUGA